Molecule: messenger RNA, 2430 nt
Organism: Lontra canadensis (Northern American river otter)
Lineage: Eukaryota; Metazoa; Chordata; Mammalia; Carnivora; Mustelidae
Gene: KCTD8
Product: potassium channel tetramerization domain containing 8
Exons: 2
Coding region: 117-1535 (472 amino acids)
Biological process (GO): regulation of G protein-coupled receptor signaling pathway; protein homooligomerization
Molecular function (GO): protein binding
Source: RefSeq, a predicted model, not a curated record
CCCGAGGGCGCACCAGGCACACGCCAAGGCCGAGGGCUGCCGAGGGUGGAAGGCGCGGGCUUCAGGAAGGAGAAAGUGCUGCUCUCCCGGGUCACUUGGCCGGUGGCGGGGGGACCAUGGCUUUGAAGGACACGGGCAGUGGCGGCAGCACCAUCCUGCCCAUUAGCGAGAUGGUCUCCUCGUCCAGCUCGCCGGGCGCGUCUGCGGCCGCCGCCCCGGGGCCCUGUUUGCCCUCGCCCUUCCCCGAGGUAGUGGAGCUCAAUGUGGGAGGCCAGGUCUAUGUGACCAAGCACUCGACGCUGCUCAGCGUCCCGGACAGCACUCUGGCCAGUAUGUUCUCGCCCUCCAGCCCCCGGGGCGGCGCCCGACGCCGCGGAGAGCUGCCCAGGGACAGCCGAGCGCGCUUCUUCAUCGACCGGGACGGCUUCCUCUUCAGGUACGUGCUGGAUUAUCUGCGGGACAAGCAGCUCGCGCUGCCCGAGCACUUCCCCGAGAAGGAGCGGCUCCUGCGCGAGGCCGAGUACUUCCAGCUCACCGACCUGGUCAAGCUGCUGUCGCCCAAGGUCACCAAGCAGAACUCACUCAACGACGAGGGCUGCCAGAGCGACCUGGAGGACAACGUCUCCCAGGGCAGCAGCGACGCGCUCCUGCUGCGUGGAGCGGCCGCAGCCGCGCCCUCGGGCCCGGGAGCGCACGGCGCGGGCGGCGGCGGCGCGCCGGACAAGCGCUCGGGCUUCCUCACGCUCGGCUACCGCGGCUCCUACACCACGGUGCGAGACAACCAGGCGGACGCCAAGUUCCGGCGUGUGGCGCGCAUCAUGGUGUGCGGGCGCAUCGCGCUGGCCAAGGAGGUCUUCGGGGACACGCUCAACGAGAGCCGCGACCCCGACCGGCCGCCCGAGAAGUACACGUCCCGCUUCUACCUCAAGUUCACCUACUUGGAGCAGGCGUUCGAUCGCCUGUCGGAGGCUGGCUUCCACAUGGUGGCGUGUAACUCCUCGGGCACCGCCGCCUUCGUCAACCAGUACCGCGACGACAAGAUCUGGAGCAGCUACACCGAGUACAUAUUUUUCCGACCACCUCAGAAAAUAGUGUCACCUAACCAAGAACAUGAAGAUAGGAAACAUGACAAAGUCACAGAUAAAGGAAGUGAAAGUGGGACUUCCUGUAAUGAGCUCUCCACUUCCAGCUGUGACAGCCACUCAGAGGCCAGCACUCCCCAGGACAACCCACCCAGUGCCCAGCAGGCAACAGCUCACCAACCCAACACCUUAACAUUGGAUCGCCCUUCCAAAAAGGCACCUGUGCAAUGGAUGCCCCCACCAGACAAACGCCGAAACAGUGAACUCUUUCAGACACUCAUCAGCAAGUCCCGGGAAACAAAUCUAUCCAAAAAGAAAGUCUGUGAGAAGCUAAGUGUGGAAGAAGAAAUGAAAAAGUGUAUUCAGGAUUUUAAAAAAAUCCACAUUCCAGAUUAUUUUCCAGAGCGCAAACGCCAGUGGCAGUCUGAACUGUUGCAGAAGUACGGCUUAUAGUAAUCGUCACAUUCCUGCCGUGUUUCGGUGACAUUUGAUGUUUACUACAGUGUUGCCGCCUGACUAUAUCCUAACAAUGGUCAGUGUGAUUCUUGCUGCUCUUCCUUUUUGUGAACAGUGGACGUGGGACAGUCUUUUCUUUCAUUCUUUUUUGUUGUUGUUGUUUUUAGAGAUAUGAUUUUGAAAAAAGAAUAAAAAAACAAAUGUUAAUUCAAACUGGCAUAUCUGAUUCAAACCGUUUUGCAAGAAUGAAAGUAAAAUGUGCAUGAUCAAGAAGCUUCAAAUCUUGAUUUUUUGAACUGUGGUCAACUGGAUACGUUUGUCAUUUUGUAACUCGCCAAAAACAAAUCAUCGUAUCGCUCCAACGAAAAUGACAAUAUGGGUGAAGUAAUAUCAACUAAAAUGUCCGAUGACGGUUUGGGGGACCCAAAUCCAAACCUGUUUAAAUGUUAAUGCAAUAAAACAAGUUAUUAUUUUUGCAUGAACACAAUGUAACAAAUAAAUCACAAGACGUAGGGAAGAUCUGUUUGUUGCUUGGAAAGAAAAAAAUUACAAAAAAAUUAAGAAAAAAAAAAGUGUUUCAGGCAAAGCCUGUAAAUGUAAACUGUCUAGGAGAUUGAUUUUAUUUGUUCUGGAUCUGUGAUAUUUUUGUGUAUGUGUAUGGUGUUCUGUAUGUUAAGAUGGUGUAAAUAUGCCUUAUGCUGUUGUGUUAUGGCACUGACAUUCAUCUAUUAAUGCUAGUCAUGAUUAUUUCUGUGAAAUGAGUCCUUACAUCAGGCUGUGAAAAUUGGUCUAAUGAUGCUCUGAAAGAUUCUAUUAUCGUGUUAAUCAAAAUAAUUGAGGGAAAUGGUAAAAAGCUUUAUGUAUUUAUUAAAAAAAGGAAAAUAUAUUAGAA